AUGGCACGCAGGGGACGAUUCCUGCGUCAAAACCUUGAUCGCAUAUUACCUGAUGAAUCAGUAGCUGUCCGUGAAGGAAAAACAUGGCAAAGAGGAGUAGUAGUUCGUCUCGAGAGUAAAAACAUGGUCACCGUCGCGCUGCGAGAUUGGGGCCGUAUCAUUCAGCGCCCAAUUGAAGAUAUGCAUGUAUUGGAGGAUCGAUUCCGCGAACUAAAUUGGCAAGCCGUUCCUUGCGGGCUUGCUCAUCUUUGCCUCGUCGGAGCAAGGUCGAGAUGGCCCCGGAGAAGCAGGGAUCUCACCAGAUUACUACUGGAAAGGAGAGAGGGAUGGAUGCGAAUUAUCAGGAGUAUUGCAGACGAAAGCGCCGUAAUCACCUUUGAACCUAGGCGCGAGAGCGAAGACGAAAUGAGCAGCCUAAAAAAUUUGCUCAUUUCAAUGGGAUGCGCUCAACACACCGACGACGAAAUAGUGCCGACAAUACCCGGUGUAUUAUAA
Messenger RNA from Trachymyrmex cornetzi, 495 nucleotides. RefSeq lists its product as uncharacterized. Bases 1 to 495 code for a protein of 164 amino acids. The record is from RefSeq and is a predicted model, not a curated record. NCBI's taxonomy places the organism in Eukaryota, Metazoa, Arthropoda, Insecta, Hymenoptera, Formicidae. The transcript has a single exon.